AUGCGUUCUUUCUUCUCGAAGCGCAAUAGUAGAGCUCAAGCACAGAGGCGAAGGCAAAAGGACGAAAUCUCUGACGAUGGAGUUCCUGUGGUUUUCAAAGGUGAUGAAAGUUUAGUCCAGCUACACGCAGAGACAGCAGAGCUAUUACGACUCGUCAAAACGCCGGUAAAAAUACCAAAGAAAACCCCAAAGGCUACAGCUGGAGGAGGUAAAACGCGCUUGACUAUCGAAGUUCUGGACGAUGACGAGGAGGAUGACCUGGCCGAUACUAAACCUACAAGCGAUGCAGACCUAAAGUCGCCGCGAGGACGAACUGAUCCAGUUGGGCCCGUUGAUCCUUCAGCGUUUAAUGCCGAGGAGACACGGAUCCGCCAAGCCAAAGACAUUUUUUACCCGGAUUUAAGACCGUCGAAACACAGUGUUGAAUGGCAAAAGAAUACCUUCCAACGAGAACAGAAUCGACAAGAAAAUAUUGUCAAUGGUGAGCGUCUUCGAACCGAGCAAAUGCUCAGAAACAAGCAGCAGAAACGUGAUCAACCGCUUCAAAACCGACUGGAGACUAGCGCUACUUUGAUUCAAGCACACUCCAGAGGAUUUCUGUGUCGUCGAAGGUGGCGAGAGCAACAGAAAACUCUUGAAAACAAUAACAACGUGGAGCCAGAAGUGGAUCAGUGGCAUGAAGUGCGUGAUGUCGAGCGUGGCGAAGUCUGGUACUAUAACGCAACAACCGGGGUCAGUCAAUGGGAACCUCCAGUAGGGCAGACGUUCACUCCUGCAGCCCCAAUACCAGUGUGUCAAUCGCUUCCUGUGCUAAAUAGCAGCAGCCGUUCAAAGAACUUUUCUCGAGCCAACCAACGCUCUUUAUUAGGAGUCGUAGGAUCCGAUACACUACCGCCUCUUUCUCCGCCGUGUUCCUCUGCGAGAUCGACGUCCAGUGAUCAAGAGCAACAGCAUCGGAUAUCUGGAGCUCGGGGUUCUAAGGAAGCCAAGAAAUCUAUCAGAUCUCCUCGCAAUCUACCAGCGUUACAGCCUGAAUCCAUCCAAUCGUUACCGAACGUGUGGGAAUGCGACUCCGUACUCCCUUCAGAGCGCAGUCUUUCCAACGAGACUCAAGAUAAUGGCAACUACGCAGACAGCGAAGUAGGCGAUACAGAGCCAUUUUUCGAUCAAAGGAGGUCUCUAUCUCUUUAUCUCGACGAAGAAAGGGAUGACCAAUUUACGAGUGAUGAUACUGACAGCGACUGGCAGACAAACGACACACUCUUCCGUGCAGAUGGCAGUAAGAACAGUAAGCUACGAGACACGAUCCGUAGCGCACUACAUGUGUCAAAGUUCGACUCAAUUUCUUCCCUCAUCGCUUCUAACGCCGUGCUACGACGCAAAUCUGUUCCUGGAAAAGGUUCCCGGAACCAAUCAGGUGCUGCUACACCAGGAACCCGUCGACGCGAGAUCGUACUUGGCAAGCGUGAAGAACCGGUUUUUGUUGCUGUACUUGCCCGUGAUCGAAACAAGAGAGUGAAAGGUGAUCAGAUUAAUCCAGAGUCUCCAACACGGUCGAGUAUUCGCAGUAAAGCGAAAGCAGCGAGUCGAUCUGGGAGGCCUCCACACAUCCGAGACCUUGCAGAUCCUGGUUUUAUGGAAGAAACGUCAAGGAGAAACAACUCGCAACAAGAAGACGACGCUGACUUGGACUCUGAAUCCAGAGAAGCUGCUCGACAAGAAGCUGUAAAGGUUUGUUUUAACUGCUGGAGUGCAAGCAAUGGACGUCACUGCGACUUGCAUCAAGAUCCUAGCGAUGCGACUAGAAAGGUUCGUACGGCUGAGAGUGCUCUCAUGUGUGCGAAUUGGGAACUGGAUCAACUACGACGAAAAUACCGAGCAGAGGAGAUCCAGGAGAUCUUCAUGAAGCAACGUGCGUGUCUGCGUUAUGACAAGAAGUUAAAGCAGUACGUCACUGUAAUCGAGUGUCGACAUCCAAUCUACCGAGCGAUAGACCAGCUCUCCACUGCUUGGAACAAGACAAUGCGUCGUAAACUCCACACGCGCUCUUGGUUCCGAUCAUUUCUCGAACAGAUUCGAACUGAUCGCUUACCACGAGCACUCAGAGGCGACAAGGAUUCCACCCGGCCGUCGUCUUUUUUCAAGCUAAAAAACACACUUCAGAAUGCUCGGUGGGUCUCAAAGUACUCGGAAAGCGUCUGUGACUUCCACCCGAGAGCCCCAGUGACCGCCAAAGACCGGACCGGUACUCACCCGGUUCCUCUACGCGACGUCAUCACGAUUCAUCCAGCUAAGCCGCAAUUACGUAACUGGAUCCUCGUGACGGAGUACACGAAGCCUAUAGCUCUAUACAAGCCUCGAGUCUACGAACUGCCGCCUCUACGCUGUGUACCUAUGCCCGUGCCGACCUUCCUGGAACGCCUACCACUACCCGUCCCUAACGUCUACUUCGACGCAGGCCAUAGUGCCAGUUGGUUGGAGAGGUUAUCAGCGCGUAUGGCUAUCGCUGCACUACAGAAGGCUGCGCUACAGAUUGGAGCGUGUAGUCCGCCCCAUGGCUCGACCGAUGCAAGACGAACCAAACACGUGAGACCUCUGGUAGUGCUCUUCGCGACAUUCGCUCGUAAGCCUACACCGGGCAACCUGGACAUCGGUGGCUUGUCUGCUGAACUGUUGAUCCACAUGCUCGUAACCACGUAUGUUCCGGCACAAUUCGGUAACUUUGUAGUGUUCGACCGACGAGCAGUAGCCCCAGCACCGUCACACGACGAGAGCGUAACCUUCGCUUGUCUCGUAGUCGAACCCAGCACACCUGAGUACGUUUAUCGAGCGCUUGAACACGCACUCAACGUCCGAAGACCUCCGUGUAUCGUCGUGGCUGCUCGAAUCCACCUCGACGAAGCACUCGAAGCCCGUCGAUUCCCACUGAAUCGACCAGAACAAACCGGAGAGGAAGAAGCCAACGGCUUCCGCACAUUUUGGCUCGUUGAUCCCUUCGCAGUGAACGAUGUGGUUCCCGGUGUACAAGUCGCUCCUUCGAGUGCUGUUCUCGCACCUAACGUAGCGUCAAUGAACGCGACUGUAACCACACGCGUGGAUCGAACGUACCCGUUCUGCGUGCCCACAACUCGAGAGAAUACUCCAGUGGAGUUCAUUGACUUGCUUUGGAUUGGCCAAUCCAGUCGGAAUCAGCCUCAAGCGUUCACAACGCUCGGUAGACAACAACCCGGUGACUUUAUGAAGAACUCGAACCCGGAAGGUGCGCUUGGAGCCUGCUCUAGUGUUGUGUAUCGUAGCUGGGCGUAUAUGCAGAACAAUCCGUACGAUGAGUUUGUCACUGAAGACGGCGUAGCGUACUGGUAUGAUCGCAACACGGGCGAUACGUUCUGGACACGUCCCGUUCUACCAGUCGAGAAGUAUCGAGGUAAAGACGGCGAUAUUGAUGGGGUCAUCACGACAGGAGAAGGCGAAGUGGCUACACUUGGAGUCGGCGUCACAAACAGCGGAGAUGCACGGUAUUCGCAGCAAAAUCUUCGCAAGUAUAUGAGUAAGAAGAUGGAGGCCCCAGAAGACAAAGAACGUCGCGUGAAACUCGUGACUGCAAGUGCCAAGAAGCACGAUAUUGUCGUCGAUCUCACCUCCAAAAGGUCAAAACCGGUUUCUACUGGGAACGAACUCACGCGUAUUCAAGUACCACAAAUCUCCUUGAAACGUCCACAACGCAGUAGCAUUGCUGCCAGUAGAGCGUCUUCAGCAAGUUCAGCCAAGUCAAGUGUACAGAUCGCUGGAGCUUCCACCGAACCGGAGGACGCGACGAUGGCAUUCGAUUCUAGUACAAAGCAGAUGAUCGACAGUAUCACACAAGCGCUUGGUGGAGCGGCUAAAGGCGCCAGUGUCGACAUGUUGCAGCUUGGAAUCGGACUUGGAAUGGGGCUUGGCAUGCGUGUCCAGCAGCAAAGCGCAUCUCCAUCAAAACCUGCACUAGCUGUCCGCUCUGCGCGGUCCGAACUCGCUCGAAAACUCCAAAGCCAGAACACCAUUGAUGUCGACGAAUUGGACGAAGACGACGAAGAACCCGGUUCGUCGAGGUCCGAGACGAGCUCCAUAGCGACGUCUCGGUUGUCUUCAAGAAGCGGAUAUUCCGUGGCUGCAUCGGUGGAUAUCUCUCCAACUCCGGAUGACGUUGAGUAUAGUGAAACACCUCCUCAUAUUGGCAAGAAGACACCGGGCUAUCAGACCCAUCCACCGCCAGGAGAGGGCACAUCUUGGAUCCGCAAGCCUGUUGACGCAUCCAGUGAGAGCCAAACAGCAGUCGAAGGCUUCGGUGGCGCUCUACACCAACGCGUUGCUUGUCUUCCCAAAGACUUCGUAGCAGCCGUCACCAGUACCAAAACUUGUCAAAUGCAGGCCAAUUAUCUCCCAAUCAUCAAGAAUAUGAAUCAACCGACAAGUGUCGGCAUCGUGCGACCUCGUGGAGCUCUGGACGAGUGGCUAUCGAUCGGAUUUUCCCCGUGGACUGCCGGUCGGUCAGUCUUCAGCACGCAGUUCAUCGAGGACCUCAUGCAGCGUCCAGAACUCGUCCAGACCGCUACAGACACCGCUCAACCAGUCAGUACCAAACCCAUACCGGUAGUAGAGAAGCGCGACGCCGUCUCUCAAGCCGUCAAAGAAUCCGAGCAGCUGGAUACAAUCUUCAGUCUUUGUCGACACGGGAAAUACGACGAAGUCGAGCUGCUUCUCAAUAGUCCGGACUGGUCUAUCGGUAUCGACGCCAAAGAUGCUACAGGCAACACGCUGCUGUCCGUGGCCUGUCAGAACAACAACAAACGCAUCGCCAAGCUGUGUCUGCGUCGUGGAGCUGACAUCAAUACGCAGAACUUGAAUGGCCAGUCGCUGCUCCACUACUGCCACGAGUACGGCUUCCAAGACCUGAUGAAAUACUUGAUGGACAAAGGAGCACGGGAUGAUCUGUUGAAUGCUGACGGACUCACGUGUUAUGAAGGGCUGAGUCAGGAAGCUGUCGAUGCGAUCUAAAGUCACGCAGAGUACAUAGAUUAGCCACGUGUCCCGCAGUUCAGAGCUCUACCGCGUGUAUUUUAGCUGUUAAAGUAGUGCAGCAUGUGCAGGAGAACGGAGAAGCCCACGUAGAAACAGAAGAUCAUGAAGCCGUAGCCUUUCCCGAUCUUCUGAGUCUGCUCCAGAAUGCGAUUACUCUGGAAUUUAACAAGUGAAAGUCGUGAGCUGUCAUAUGUAUUGCAAAUAAAAUUAAAAAAAACUCUACCA
Molecule: messenger RNA, 5283 nt
Organism: Phytophthora nicotianae INRA-310
Lineage: Eukaryota; Oomycota; Peronosporomycetes; Peronosporales; Peronosporaceae
Exons: 1
Coding region: 1-5034 (1677 amino acids)
Molecular function (GO): fatty-acyl-CoA binding; protein binding
Source: RefSeq, a predicted model, not a curated record